AUAUCGUUUGUGGGACCAAUUUUUUCGCAGCUCUACGAUUCGAAUCAAUCACAAAUCAAACGCGCAGUAAGAAAUCAACAAGUGAUCAACAUGUCGAGCGAAGGAACAAAGACUUUCACGCGGGCCGAGGUCGCCAAGCACAACACGAACAAGGACACCUGGCUGCUGAUCCACAACAACAUCUACGACGUCACCGCCUUCCUGAACGAGCAUCCCGGUGGUGAGGAGGUGCUCAUCGAGCAGGCCGGCAAGGAUGCCACAGAAAACUUCGAGGACGUUGGCCACAGCAACGAUGCCCGCGACAUGAUGAAGAAGUACAAAGUGGGAGAGCUGGUGGAGAGCGAAAGGACCAGCGUGGCCCAGAAGUCGGAGCCCACCUGGAGCACGGAGCAGCAGAACGAGGAGAGCUCGGUGAAGUCGUGGCUAGUGCCCCUGGUGCUCUGCUUGGUGGCCACGCUCUUCUACAAGUUCUUCUUCGGCGGCGCUAAACAGUAGUACACCCACAAUGCCCAGCAGAGACUUUCCAACCUGCUCCGAAGGCACUUAGUUAAUAUACAAAGCUCAAAAGUCACAGGAUCCAAAGGUGAAGCUGGGCCGGCGGAGCAGGAGCGAUUUUAAUAGUAAAUUUGUGCUAAGUUUUAAAGUUAAUUUUGGCAUUUGGCAUUUUGUACACCCCUUUACACAUGUAAUUCCUUCAGCCAGCGGGUCUAGAGUUAUGGUAUGAUAUUCCAACAUUUGAGGCACGAAACGGCGACAGAACGUUUUUAUUCACAUGUAUGUACAUUAAACAUAUUUCCAAAAGAAAAGAAA
Drosophila ficusphila is the source of this 810-nucleotide messenger RNA. RefSeq names its product cytochrome b5 (gene Cyt-b5). Gene Ontology annotation, molecular function: heme binding. Gene Ontology annotation, cellular component: intracellular membrane-bounded organelle; membrane. The transcript is spliced from 2 exons. The record is from RefSeq and is a predicted model, not a curated record. Bases 91 to 495 code for a protein of 134 amino acids. NCBI's taxonomy places the organism in Eukaryota, Metazoa, Arthropoda, Insecta, Diptera, Drosophilidae.